Messenger RNA from Rubroshorea leprosula, 4713 nucleotides. The record is from the annotation of a GenBank genome assembly. NCBI's taxonomy places the organism in Eukaryota, Viridiplantae, Streptophyta, Magnoliopsida, Malvales, Dipterocarpaceae.
AAGACGUAGUGGCAGCUCAGCUUGCUGCCAUGCAACAACAGUCCGGUGUUUUUCAGUUGGUACUGGCUCAACUUUUAGCCAGAAACAAUCCUGGUGACCCCCUCAUUAAUCUACUGAACCCUGCUCAACAACCCCCAGCCCCACAACAGAAUCCUCAACCGGUUCAGCAUGCUCUCGCUAUUAGUGAAUCUCAGGGUCAAUCCCACAUCGCACCUGCUCAACAACCCAUCCCUGAUGAUGUCACUCGACGCCUCGAUAGCUUGGAAAAGCUAGUAGCUGAACACCGAGGCGCUCCACCCCCACACCAUACUGCUGACUCCAUACCUCACCCUCUGAAUACCAACAUUACAUUGGAACCCUAUCCUGUUGGCUUCAAAAUACCACAACUGGAGACUUAUGACGGGACAAAGGAUCCUGAUGAUCAUUUGCAUGCUUUCUACCAAGCUCAGAACGCCUCUGAUGCAUUAAUGUGCAAAAUCUUCCCCUUUACUCUCCGAGGUAAUGCCCGAACUUGGUAUUAUAGUUUACCUCCGAGGUCGAUUAGCUCUUAUACAGAGAUGGAAUCUGCCUUUGCCACUAAGUUUUCCAGUAGAAGGUUGAUUAGGAAAACUACUUCUGAGCUGAUGCGAGUUAAACGGAGGGAUGGAGAAUCUCUGAAGAAUUAUAUGAGCAGGUUUAGUGAUGCAGUUUUAGAGGUUAGUUCCUUUGAUCAAGCUGUGGGAAUUGUAGCUGUAAUCUCCGGUCUCAAGCAUGACAGGUUCAGAGACAGUUUGAUCAAACAUGCUGCCACCACUUUUAGCGAGGUGAACGAUAGGUCUCUGAAAUUUAUAACUGCUGAGGAGUACGCCCUGGCGCAAAACCCACCUCCCACUAAGAACCAGCACCCAGAUUGGAGAGAUGACAAUCCGAGCAGGAAAAGGAUGAGGAUGGCACAGAACCAAGAUCACAGCCAUACUACAGAGCAGUGCAACAGCUUAAAGUCCGAACUGGAAAGUUUAGCUCAGAAGGGAAUGCUAAAUGAGUAUGUUCAGAGAACUGAACAGUUGAGGUUUAUCAGAGAACAGAGGCCGCAGCCCCCAGGAGUCCGCAAUCCCCCAAAUAGGCAAGGUGUGGGAUGUCAGCAAGCCCCACCUCCGUUCCCACCCCCAGCCAGAAUCAUACACAUGAUUACGGGAGGCCUUGAAGCAGUUGUUACACCCCACAAUGAUCCUUUGGUCACUUCUGUCAUGAUUAAUAAUUGUGAAGUACAACGUGUCCUUGUUGACACUGGGAGUGCACCAGACAUCAUGUACUUCCACUGUUUCGAGAGUCUAGGACUGGAUCCAGCAUUGUUGCAAAAAUAUGAUGGUCCUAUCUAUGGCUUCAACAACCAGCCUGUUCCGGUAGAAGGAGUUCUUACCCUCCAUGUGGCUUUCGGGAGUGGCAGGACCUAUAUGACUCCUUCAGUCCGGUUCCUCGGAGUCAAAAUGGUGUCCUCCUUCAACAUUGAGGUGGCCAGACAUUGUUAUAUCACCUCCGUAACACAACCUAUGAAGGGCAAAGAUCCGACACCCGAGGCCAUUCCCCAACCAAUUUCUGAUAAUCAGCAAGUUAUGGGCGUUGAGAUCGUCGAUAAUCGCCCGGAAGAUGAAACCAGAGCUGCUCCGGUCGAAGAUGUUGAAGAGGUGCUCAUUGAUGACAAAGAUCCAAGCCGAAAGACGCAGAAUGGAACUAGAUUGAACCCAGAGGAACGAGCAGAGUUAAUAACCUUUCUCCGAGCUAAUAAUGAUGUAUUCGCAUGGACUUCGGCCGAUAUGCCAAGAAUUCCGAAAUCAGUAUUCCAACACAAGCUUAGCACCAAUCCAUUGAAGAAACCAGUGGCCCAAAAGCGACGUCUCUUCGGGGGGGAGAGGCUUCAGGUUAUUAAAGAAGAGGUAGAGAAACUUCUACAAGCUGGUUUCGUUAGGAAAGUUGAUUACUGCGAAUGGGUGGCUAACCCAGUCCUGGUGAAGAAGGCAAACGUUGAAGCGGCUUCAGGCAAUGAGAGGUUAAGCCUCUUGGACGCAUAUUCUGGAUAUCACCAGAAAGCUGGUGCUACUUAUCAGAAAAUGGUGACCAUCGUCUUCCGAGCUCAGAUUGGCAAGAAUCUGGAGGUGUAUGUCGACGACAUCGUAGUAAAGAGCCGGAAAGCAGAAGACCAUCUAGCUGAUCUCGACGAAACCUUCAACAACCUCAGAAAGAACAGGAUGCGGUUGAACCCAGCCAAAUGCAUCUUCGGAGUGGAGUCCGGAAAGUUUCUAGGUUUCAUGGUGUCUCGAAGAGGGAUUGAGGUCAAUCUAGAGAAGAUCAGAGCAAUUGUCGAUAUGGAACCGCCGAAAUCAGUAAAAGAUAUACAGAGGUUGACUGGAAGAGUGGCAGCUCUUCAUCGAUUCAUAUCGAAGUCAGCAGAUAAGUGCUUGCCAUUCUUCAAGAUUAUGAGGUCGGCCGCCCAGAAGGAUGAAUCAGGAAAACAGAAGAAAUUUGAAUGGAAUCAGGAAUGUCAAACUGCAUUCAAUGAACUGAAGUCUUGUCUUAGCUCGCCACCUCUGCUGACUAAGGCUAUAGAUGGAGAGAUCCUUUAUUUCAGUGUAUUGCACGAGGCAGAGCUGAGGUAUCCUAUAGCUGAGAAAGCAGCAUUAACAGUUGUCACUUCGGCCAGAAAGUUGAGGCCAUAUUUCCAGUCACACCCAAUUAUCGUUCUCACAGAUCAACCUCUUAGGAAGAUUUUGCAAAAACCAGAGUGCUCUGGAAGAUUAAUCAAGUGGGCAGUAGAACUGGGGGAGUUUGAGAUAACGUUUCAGCAGAAAUCGGCCAUCCGAGCUCAAGCAUUAGCAGCUUUUAUUGUCGAAUGUACUUCCUGUCCUUCAACCUCUAAUCCAGAGCCCAAUGACUGGACCUUAUAUGUUGACGGAGCAUCUAGUAGCAAGGGUUCAGGGGCUGGCGCUCUCUUGAUUGGUCUAGACGGAUACCGAAGCGAACAUGCCCUAAAGUUCAACUUUGAUGCGACAAAUAACAUGGCUGAGUAUGAAGCUUUGAUACUUGGUCUACAGCUAGCAUUGGAGUUGAAAAUCAGUGCAAUUCAAGUAUACAGUGACUCCCAGUUGGUGGUAAACCAAAUCAACUCAAUCUGCGAAGUUUUUGAUCCUGUGAUGGUGAAGUAUGUAGUCUUGGUGGCCGAGCUGAAGUGCAAAUUCCAGAAAUUCUGUAUGAGCAAAAUCCCCCAAACCGAGAAUAAACAGGCAGAUUCGCUCUCCAAGUUUGCCUCUAACAGCUCUUUAAGUUCCAGAUCUGUUUUUGUCGAGGUCCUAGAUGAACCAAGCUUCAUGAAGCCUCGGGUGAUGGAGAUUAGCACAAACCCUGACGUGCCGCGCUGGACUGAUUCAAUCAUCUCCUUUUUGCGAGAUGGGAUAGCACUUGAGGAUAGAUCUUUCUCACUUCCUCUUUUGCGGUGUUUGAAUCCCUAUGAAGCUGAAUAUGCACUUCGCGAGGUGCACGAAGGUGUCUGUGGAAGUCAUGUCGGUGCUAGGACUCUGGCUCAUAAAGUCUUAAGGCAAGGAUAUUACUGGCCAAACAUGCAUAGAGAUGCCACUUACUUUGUUCAGAAAUGCCCGAAAUGUCAAUUCUUUGCACAUCUGACUCACCAACCAACAGAGGAGCUCACGAACUUGGUAGCACCAUGGCCAUUUGCUCAGUGGGGACUGGAUCUUUUAGGCCUGUUCAUGAAAGGGGUCGGUGGUGUAACCCAUCUGGUUGUUGGUGUGGAUUAUUUUACAAAGUGGGUUGAAGCUCGGCCUUUAUCUAGUCUUACUUCCAAAAAGGUCGAAGAUUUUGUUUUCAGCUCGAUUAUCUGCAGAUAUGGGAUCCCGAAUCAGAUUGUGGCCGAUAAUGGAACUCAAUUCAAUUGCUCCUCAUUCCAAGAUUUCUGUUCCAGUUAUGGGAUCAAGUUACAAUUCACCUUCGUUUAUCAUCCGGACUCCAAUGGUAUGGUUGAAUCUGUUAACAAAUGCAUUUUGGAAGGUAUAAGGUCGAGAUUGGAACAGCAUAAGGCCAAGUGGGCAGACGAGCUCAACAACGUCCUUUGGGCAUACAGAACCAUGAGCCGAACUGCCACAGGUGAAGCACCCUACCACUUGGCCUAUGGCACCGAAGCAGUCAUUCUCGUUGAAAUAGGAGUCCCAAGCUUCCGGGUCAUCCAUUUCGAUGAAGGACGAAAUGGACAACUGCUUCGGGAAAACCUUGAUCUGCUUGCCGAAGUUAGAGAAGAAGCUCGGCUUCGAACUCUUGUAUACAAGCAGAAACUAGCCAACUUCUACAAUAAAUGAGUCCGCCCUCGAACAUUCAAAGUAGGAGACCUUGUUCUCAGAAAAGCUGGCCUAACAGGGUUUGAAACUCGUUUUGGCAAACUCGCCCUGAAUUGGGAAGGCCCUUAUGUCGUGGUCGAGGUGCCACAUCCUUGUGCCUAUGUCCUCCAAGAAGCUGAAGGAAAGAGAGUUCCUAGAGUCUGGAAUGUCAAUAACUUGAAGAAAUUUUACCCCUAAUAAAAUUCUUUCAAGUGCUCUAUGUCUUACUGUUCUUUACGCUUCUCACUUCGUGUUUGUUGAGAUUCAUUUUACUUCUUAUUCUAUGUACCCGAGGUCAAUUAGUUCUUUCAUUCCUUGAAACCUCACCUCUGAUUAAUAAAUGUCACUUCACAUA